This is a messenger RNA of Owenia fusiformis, 933 nucleotides long. Lineage: Eukaryota; Metazoa; Annelida; Polychaeta; Sabellida; Oweniidae. The record is from the annotation of a GenBank genome assembly.
UUAAGAAUACAUGUUGUUAACACUAAAUGAUAUGGAUUAACGUACAUAUCUGUCCUUAUAUGACCAUUUUGGCUUUAUGGCGCAAUCCUAUAUCCACACACCACAAUUUGUAAGUUCAGAUUCAAGUCUCACCGCAGAUUACUUGGAGACUGUUUACCCUCGGAGUAGUUCUUUUCACAUGGAACCUAAAGACUCAUCCAGUCUCCAGUGCCACCUCUGUAUGAAGGUCUUCAGUCGUAAAGGCAAUUUGGUUCAACAUCUGAAGAUCCAUACUGGUGCAAGACCACAUAAAUGUGAUGUCUGCAACAAAACUUUCAUUAGGAACUCACAUUUGAGGGAGCAUAAGAGCUUGCAUAGAAAGUCGUCUAAUGUCAUGCCUUGAAUAAUAUAUAGUGUGUGCCAUUAUCCUGCAAAAACAUAAAAAUAACUUUAUACUGACAUUGCUAGAAGGAUAUUUUGUGGUUCUUACUGUAAACCACCAUCCUGCAAUAAUUCAUUGUACCAUAAUUAAAAGAGAUCCAUAGCAGGGCAAGGUGUGGAGAGUUAAUUCACAUAUGUAAAGGAGAAUAUGAUUAAAAGCAUAAAUGGAGCUUAAACUGAGAAUAGGUGAAGGCUUCCGACUUUAAAAAUGAAUAUAAUCCAAACCUUGAGCAACAUAACUAGUAUGAGUAUAUGAAGAUCCAUACUGGAGAAAGGGUGCAUACGUGAGACAUUUUGGGUGCUUGACAGAAUAUAUAUGCAUAGAACAUUAAAGCAGCUUAUCUUGCUGUCAAGUAAAUGCUACCGAAUCAAAUAAUAUUUAGUCAAAAGCAAUCUCUUGCCAAUUUGAGAACAUAUGGCCAAGCAUUUCAAUGAACCAAGUGAUACACAUUGUACAUUCUACAAUACUGGGAAUGAUAGUAGCAAUAUUUAUCUUAACUCCAUAUAUUUGAU